This is a messenger RNA of Mucor mucedo, 1328 nucleotides long. RefSeq lists its product as uncharacterized. Gene Ontology annotation, biological process: carbohydrate metabolic process. Bases 195 to 1328 code for a protein of 377 amino acids. The record is from RefSeq and is a predicted model, not a curated record. Gene Ontology annotation, molecular function: chitin deacetylase activity. Gene Ontology annotation, cellular component: membrane. The transcript is spliced from 2 exons. Lineage: Eukaryota; Fungi; Mucoromycota; Mucoromycetes; Mucorales; Mucoraceae.
CUUUAUUAUUUGUCUCCGAUGCUGGGACUAUAAGAAGCUAUAACUAAAAUCAAACAAACGAAGAUAUUAUAUAAAGGCUAAAAAAUCAUUCUUUAAUUUGCUUUUAAAGUGUAUCAGAUUGGCUUGAUAUUAUAUCUUUACAUAUACCUUCAGUGAUACUUUCCUUUCGCACAUUUUUAUAAUAACCACACACGAUGGCUCUAAAUGUUAAUUUGUUUCUUUCGCGUAUCUCUAUUUUGGCUUUAGCUCUCGGAUUCGUACAAGCGCAAGUAAGCUACGAUGAAAUAAAGACACCACAAAAUGCUAAAUGGUUGGAAAGCGUAGACUUAUCUACUGUGCCAAAACUUCCCGUCAGAAUGGUUGGGUCUGGUACAUGCCCUGAUGCUUUAUGUGAUGGUGCAGACAAUGACAAAUGCUUCGAAAGCUGUGGUAACAAUCCCUCUCCUGAAGAUAUCUAUGGUUGUCCUCAAGACCAUCAAUGGGCCCUAACUUUUGAUGAUGGACCUAGUAAUUACACUAGUGAACUUUUGGAUAUUCUUGAUAAGGAAGACAUCAAAGCAACAUUUUGUGUUAUGGGAUCUCAUGUUGCGCAAUAUCCGGACAUUCUGAAGCGUGCCUAUGAUUCAGGUCACCACAUUGCUUCACAUACUUUUUCUCAUCCUCAUUUGAUGAGUUUAACUAAUGAAGAAAUCAUCUACGAAGUCAAAGCUACUGAAGAAGCUAUCGAGAAGGUAAUUGGUGUUAAGCCCAAGUAUAUACGUCCUCCUUUUGGUGAAGCCGAUGAUCGUGUAAAAGGUCUCUUAAAGACAAUGGGUUACAAAGUACUAUUAUGGAAUGUCGAUCCUACUGAUUAUGAUGUAUACAUGUUACGAAAUGUAUCUUCUCUUAUCCAGGGUUCUUUCAAAAUGGCAGUUCAAGGUACUGAUACCGGGUUAAACCUUAAUGAAGACCCAGGAUUCAUUAGUUUACAGCAUGAUUUAUAUAAGCAGUCGAUUGAACAAGUGCCCAAAGUAAUUACCUUUUUGAAGAAUAAGGGUUAUAAAUUCUUUACUGCUGCCGCCUGUAAUAACGAUUUGAGCCCCCACUCUAUCACCGAUGAAUCUCUUAGUUCAUCAGCUGCAAAUAUCAAAAACCAAAACGUUGCAUCGCCAAACGAAUUUAUAAAUAAUGCUGCUACCAAUGCAACGUCCUCAUCUGCCUCUUCGUCUACAUCUGCGCGCGCUACUAGUACAUCAUCAGUUUCUGGUUCAACCAUUACAUUAGCGUCAAAUGCUAGCUAUAUCAUGUCACUUGCCAUAUUGGUGCUCUCUGUUACCAUCCUUUUUUAG